CGAAUCGAAUCAAAUGAUGAAUACAAUUGAUAUAUCGAAUAACGGUCAUCAUGGGUAAUAUGGUCAUACGUAUGUUGAUGACACAAUUGGCACAACGUUAUAGUUCGAAAAAGAAUGAACGUUUUCUCAUUGUUUUCGGUACAUUCUAUCUAUUUGCCGGUAUUACAUUAUAUUAUUUUCUAAAUGAUGUACUACUCAACACAUGGUUGGAAUGGAUCAUGCAAUUAAAACCGAAUGGAAUGAUAUUGAAUAUUUGGCAACAAACCAAUCUAACCAUAAAAGUAUGGUUGUUUAAUAUUGAAAAUGGUGAAAAAUUUGUGGCCGGCACACAAAACAUACGGAUCCGUGAAAUUGGUCCAUUUUGUUUCCAUGGUCAUCGACAGCGGACAAUUAUUGAUUGGCCAUUGGAUUAUGAUUUAAUUCGAUAUAAUGAAAGUUUUCAUUAUGAAUUUGAUCCGAAACAAAGUGUUGGUCCACUAUCAACGACGAUGAUUAAAACGAUUAAUCUUCCAUUAUUGAUGAUAUUAGGCUUUAUACAUCGCAAUUCUUCUUCAUAUUUGAAUGUAAAUUUAACCGAAUGGAUCAAAGAUAACAAUGAAUUGAUUAUUGAAAAAAGUGUUGGUGAAAUUCUUGGUAUAAUCAAUAUGAAUACAACAACCAAUGAUGAUGAUGAUAGUGGUGGAAAUGAAUUUGGUUUUACAUUUUUCGAUUCGGAUGAAAUUUAUGGACCAAUUGAAUCGUAUACUGGUUAUCGUAUGAAAAGAAAUUUUAAUCAAUAUUAUCGUUAUCAAGAUAGAAAAGAAUUUGAAAAUUUUCAACAUAUCGCUUGUAAUCGUUUAAAAGGAACAGAAGGUUCAUUUUUUGGCCUGGAUAAACAUCCAGAUGAUUUUGUUUUGAAUAUAUUCAAUCCACAUAUUGCAUCGUGUCGAUCAUUUCGUUUUGUUUAUAAUGGUCUCAAUCAAAUUGAUUGGAUACAAACACAACGUUAUCAAUGGGAUUUAGAACAAUUUUCUCUUAAAUAUUAUGCUGAUAAUUGGUGUUAUUGUCCAGAAUACAUUGAUGAUGAUGAUGAAGAAUGUGAUGGACGAUUCUAUUUGAACCAAUGUAGUGAUGAUGAUCAUCAACAACAAUGGUUAUUAAUGACAAAUGUUCAUUUUUUACAUACAACAAAUCUAGCACGUAUAAUACGUGGUUUACGACCCGAUCCAUUGAAGCAUCAAUCAUAUAUCGAAAUGGAACCAAGAUUUGGUGCUACCAUUGAUUCACGAUUACGUAUUCAAUAUAAUUUCAAUCUAAUGCAACCAUAUAAAUUUUAUGAAAAUUUCAAUCUUAAUUUCCAUCAUAAACCAUCGGUUAUACCAUUCAUAUGGAUUGAAGAGUGUUAUACAAUGAACGAUGGAUUCUUUAAAUUUCUUUUACAAUUUUGUUCAUCAUUUCUCAUAAUCAUUUCAUAUUUUUAUGCAUUUAUAGCAACAUUUGGUGUUUGUUUAAUUUUAAUUGGAUUGAUAAGAUUGUUGAAAAAAUUUAUUAAACGUCGUACGGCUGUCAAGAAUGACGAUAAUGGUGAUGAUGAUGGUGAUAAGGAAAAAUUUUGAAUAAAGAAAACAUUUGAAUUUGGAUUUUUUUUUCAAAUUUCUUGUUAACCAUUCUUGACUAUAGGGGCAAAUAUUCGAAUUCAAAUUUGUUCCACACAACAUUCCAACAACAAGAAUUGACCUCUAGAUUCUUCAUCAAUAGACCUAGGACAUUGAUAUUGACGAUUAGUCUACUACCACUACUACUAUCACUACCACUGCUUCUUCUUCUUCUUCUUUGUCUUCUAGUGUCUUGAUGAUCCUUUCA
Messenger RNA from Dermatophagoides farinae (American house dust mite), 1842 nucleotides. The record is from RefSeq and is a predicted model, not a curated record. Lineage: Eukaryota; Metazoa; Arthropoda; Arachnida; Sarcoptiformes; Pyroglyphidae.